Molecule: messenger RNA, 3920 nt
Organism: Cajanus cajan (pigeon pea)
Lineage: Eukaryota; Viridiplantae; Streptophyta; Magnoliopsida; Fabales; Fabaceae
Product: ubiquitin carboxyl-terminal hydrolase 26
Biological process (GO): protein deubiquitination
Cellular component (GO): cytosol; nucleus
Molecular function (GO): cysteine-type deubiquitinase activity; cysteine-type endopeptidase activity; protein binding
Source: RefSeq, a predicted model, not a curated record
AGGAGCUGAGUCCUCUGACUCAAACUUGACCCAUCCAUUCUCCCCCUUCUUAGUUCUGACAUGACAUUCUCCAUCCAAACCCAACAAAACUCUGUCCCCUUUCAAUUUUCAAUCUCAUCCCUCUCUCUCUCAUCACUCUCUCUCUUUCUCACCCCUUCCUGCUCUGCAACCUCUUAGAAUCGGAAGUGUUCCUUUGAUCUUGCAGUUACUAGCAGCUUCGUUUUUCUCCUCUCAGGGCUAGGUUGCAGUACUUAAAUUAUAGAAUGAGUAGACCAACAACAAGAAGUAAAAAUAAAAGACAGAGGCAAGGGGAUGAUGGCACUGGCACUGGUGAAAUAUGGAGGAAAAUUUACAAUACAGGUACAAUAACUGAGGAUGACAUGAAUCAACUAUAUAUGAUUUGGAAGCCAGUUUGUUCAGGCUGUCGAGUCAAUACCAAAGAUAAUCCAAAUUGCUUCUGUGCAUUAGUUCCACCUCCAAAUGGAGCCCGAAAGUCUGGCUUAUGGCAAAAGAUGUCAGAUUUUGUUGAAACUCUUGGCCAUGACCCAACCAAGGAUCUUCGUGCAUCUGCUAAUUCUCCUGCAGGUCUCACAAAUCUUGGUGCAACAUGCUAUGCUAACAGCAUUCUCCAGUGCUUGUACAUGAAUGAAUCUUUCCGAGAAGGCAUAUUUUCUGUAGAACGAGAUGUUCUACAACAACAGCCUGUGCUAGAUCAGCUGGCUCGACUUUUUGUGCAGUUGCAUAUUAGCAAAAUGGCUUUCAUAGAUUCUUCUCCAUUUGUAAAAACACUGGAAUUAGAUAAUGGAGUUCAGCAGGAUAGCCAUGAAUUUCUGACAUUGCUUCUCUCUUUGCUUGAGCGUUGUCUGAGCCAUUCCAAAGUUCUCAAGACAAGAACAAUAGUUCAAGAUCUUUUCCGGGGAAGUGUGUCUCAUGUGACGACGUGCUCACGAUGUGGAAGAGACUCUGAAGCUUCUUCCAAAAUGGAAGAUUUCUAUGAAUUGGAGUUGAAUGUCAAGGGAUUGAAAAGUUUAGAUGAAAGCCUCGAUGAAUAUCUCACUGUUGAAGAGCUUAAUGGUGACAAUCAAUAUUUUUGUGAGUCAUGUAAAACAAGAGUUGAUGCUACACGUAGCAUCAAGCUAUGUACAUUACCCAAAGUACUUAAUUUUCAGCUUAAGCGUUAUGUCUUCCUUCCAAAGACUACAACAAAGAAGAAAAUUACUUCCGCCUUUUCAUUUCCCGCUGAACUUGAUAUGCGGUAUAGAAUGUCUGAGUUGUCUCAGUUCGACUUGGUAUAUGACUUGUCAGCUGUACUGAUUCACAAGGGAACUGGUGCUAAUAGUGGCCAUUACAUUGCUCACAUCAAGGAUGUGAACACUGGGCAAUGGUGGGAAUUUGACGAUGAGCACGUUACUAAUUUGGGUUGCCAUCCAUUUGGUGAAGGCUCUUCAAGUUCUACUAAAUCCAUCAAGACUGAUGCAAUUCAUUCUGAUAGUUCUGAAACAAUGAAAGCUGUCAGUAAUGGAAAUGGUUUUAAUGCCACUCAUUCACAAUCUUCGCUUGUGGAGACAUUUUUGUCUAGUGAUGCGUACAUGUUGAUGUACCAUCUUAAACAUGCAAAAAAUGUAGGUGAAAGUGGAGGAGGAAUUUGUGGUGUUGACCAUAAAGAAACAGAGGGUGUUGCUUUGCAAAAUGGUGCUCCUCUUCCAUCUCAUCUUUAUGAUGAGAUUCAAAAUUUCAAUACCUCAUAUAAUGAUGCUUGUCAGCAGUACAAUAACAGGAAAGAGUUAGAAUUGAGCCGUAUUACCGAGAGGAGACAGGAAGUACGAUCUAUUUUAGCUGAGGCUCCUGUUCAACCAUUGGAGCAACCAUUUUAUUGGAUUUCUAGUGAAUGGCUUCGCCAGUGGGCCGACAACAUUAUUCCAACUCCUCUUGACAACACACCAGUCCAAUGCUCGCAUGGGAAAGUCCCAGUUUCAAAGGUUACCUCUAUGAAGCGAUUGUCUACUAAGGCGUGGAAUGCGUUGUUCUCCAAGUAUGGUGGGGGGCCGGCAUUGUCUAAUGAUAACAACUGCUGGGAUUGCCUGAUUCACGGGGCUAUGACAGUGGUGUCAGCUGACACCUAUCGAGAUAGAAGAGAAUCGAUGAAGUCACUUGCGCGAGAUAUUUUAGAUGGAAACUGUCUAGAAGGGAAGUAUUACAUAUCCAGACCAUGGUUGCAGCAGUGGUGGAAAAGAAAAGUCCUUGAUGCUCCAUCAGACGCUGAUGCUGGACCAACAGCAGCCAUUAGUUGUCCACAUGGUCAAUUGAUGCCUGAGCAAGCUCCUGGUGCUAAGCGGGUGCUUAUUCCUGAGAGCUUUUGGCUCUUCUUACAUGAAGAUGCUGUUUCUGUAAAGCCUGAUGAUCCUUUAGGUGGCCCAACUUUUUCUUCAGAUUCUGAAGAGUGUUCCCAAUGCAGUAAUGAAUUAUCUCAAGUAGCAUGCUUGGAAGACUCCUUGAGAUUAGUUAAACAAAGGCAACGUCAGAAUCAUGAGAAAUUAUUCCAGGCUAAAAGUAUGCCACUUUCUCUGCAUUGCAAGUAUUUUCUGGUGCCUUCUUCAUGGGUUUCAAAAUGGAGAAAUUACAUUACUCCAACCCUGAAGAAUUCAGAUAAACCAGAAACUUUAGAUGGGGUAAUUGAUUCACUGCUGUGUGAAAAGCACUCGCAGCUUGUUGAAAGACCUCCUGAUUUGGUUUUCAGACGUGGUGCUAUAAUCCAGAGGGAGUCUUCUGCAGGUGGCUUAACCAUUGUAACUGAGAAUGAUUGGAAAUGCUUCUGUGAAGAAUGGGGAGGUAUUGAGACCAAAGGAAUAUCUGCAACAAUUGAUAAUGUUAAUGAUUCAGAGAAUGUUUUGACUGGAUCCAGUGAAGAGAUGCUAAUAUGCAAGGAUCAGCUGGGCACUGUGGAUAAGAUGAAUAAUGAAAAUGGAUCUGGACAAAUUUUAAUUAAGACUUGUCCUGAGGUUUGUGAAAGUUGCAUUGGAGAAAGAGAGAGCUGUGAGCUAAUGCAGAAACUUAACUAUUGCAACGAGGACAUAUUUGUAAUACUUGUUCGUGGUAAGGAGGUACCUAGAUCAAUAUUGGAGGCUUCAAAAGGAUUCAUCGAAACAGAUCGGCGAGUUUCCAAACGUUCCCGCAAGACUAAAAAUGGGAGUUCAAUUAGUCUAAAAGUUUCUGCUUCAACAUCUUUGUAUCAGCUGAAAAUGAUGAUAUGGGAAUCCUUUGGGGUUGUUAAGGAAAACCAGAUACUACAUAAAGGUGAUAGGAUAAUUGAUAGCGAGAAUGAAUGUGCUACCCUCGCGGAUGUGAACAUAUUUGCUGGAGAUCAGAUUAUAGUGAGAGACUCUGAGAUCCAUGAAAAUCGAGAUAUUGCUGAUGAGCUUUGCGAUGAUAAAAUGGAUCUGCAGCAUACUGAGGAAGGGUUCCGUGGAACACUUCUCACAGCGAAUGUUUCAUCCCAGUUGCAGGGGUAUUGAACCAUUUAUAAAUUCAACGUAUAUGAUUUGAAGAAUUAUGGGAUGACACCGAACCAUCGAUCCUAACCAGCAUCUACUGCUCCUUUACUCCUUCUAUAAGACGAUCACUUGCAAUGGUAGCAGAAGAUCAGGAACGGACUCAGCGCUUGAAAUGACAUUGCACAACCACAUAGCCAAUUUAGAUGAUGUGAAGUAAUCAAAGACCCUUGUUUGCGAUAUAAGCUUAAGAAAAACUUUAGUUGCGUGUUUUAGCUUACGUUUUGCCGACAGUAGAGAGUUUAAAAUUCUUCCAAUUCUUCCUGCAUUAUCAUAAUCAUAUUAUUGUAAUUAUACCCAGGUGUUGCUAAACAUUCGUGAGAAAAGUAAAAUUGUUACCGGUAAAGUUGUCAAGCCAUUUAUAGGCUUAUA